This is a messenger RNA of Macrosteles quadrilineatus (aster leafhopper), 5709 nucleotides long. RefSeq lists its product as uncharacterized. NCBI's taxonomy places the organism in Eukaryota, Metazoa, Arthropoda, Insecta, Hemiptera, Cicadellidae. Bases 1 to 2868 code for a protein of 955 amino acids. The record is from RefSeq and is a predicted model, not a curated record. The transcript is spliced from 12 exons.
AUGAAUGGAGAUUAUUUCGAUGAACUUGGAAGCAAGAUAAACCCCUUAAAUUUUCAAAAGAACCAACAACAAACACAACAGCAGCAGCAGCAGCAACAACAACAACAGCAGCAGGGCAACGCUGGACAAAACAAACCUGCUGCCGGUACCAUUAGUGGGAUGUUAGCUGACUUCAGCAGAGCACUUGGACUAGGAGGAAAUUCACCUUCCAGACCAUCACCAACAGAAGAGAGAUUAGACUCAGAACAUGGUCAACAGUCUUCCCAGCAAUAUGCACAAGAUUAUCAUUUCAAUAAAGAUAGGCAAACUCAGCAACAGCAGCAGCCAUUAAGAGCAGGUGAUCCGUUCUUUAACAGAACAACAUCACAACAACAAAAUGCAACACAGCUGCCACAUGCAAACCAAAUAGACUUUCAAUCAAAUCAGCAGCAAACACAAUAUGACAAUAAAACUCUUCAGCAACAACAAUAUCUAAGAACACAACAGCAUCUUCCUCUGCAAGAACAACAACUCCAACAACAACAACUGCAGGCCCAACAACAACAGCAACAACAGCAAUUCCAACAGCAACAACAGCUGUUGCAGGCCGAACAACAGCUUCAACAGCAACAUAAAAACCAGCAAGUACUUCAGCAGCAUCAACAGCAACAGCAACAACAUCUGAACAUGCUUGUGCAGCAGCAACAUCAGUUGAUCUUACAACAGCAAAGACAAAAGCAUCAGCUAGACCAACAAGAUGGCUCCCUUCAACAAGCUCAAUUUGGACUUCAAAAGAUGCAACAUGAGUAUCAUCCGAUGUUUGCACAAAAUCUAACUCCACAGCAACAGCAAAUGUACCAGCAACAUAUGCAAUUACAACAUCAUGCACAACACCUCAAGAAGAUCAGAAGAUCCCUGCCCAACUCUUCUAAUCUUGCCUUGGAAUCUACUCUUACACAAGGGCAACUACAAAAACAGAAGAAGGACCUCAAUGUUAACGUUCUCGGAGGAGCGUCGCUAGGGUCAAGUUUGGGUAUGCAGCAAGUAGGUUCUGGAGGAUACCUGACUCAAGGGGUGCUGCUGGGGAACCAGUUGAUCAGUGGAGGACUGCUAUCAGCCACCAACACCCAGAACAGGCUGUCUACUGCUAGCAGUCAACCCAUCAUGUCCAGCAGUAUCAUGGCUGCUGGACUGGUCCAUUCUUCCAUACCAGGAGGAACACCUUUAGUCACCCCCCAGAGCACGCCUGUUGGAACUCCUAGAGGCCCAAGGGACCAAGGUGGAGAUUCUUCAGACACCCUUAGUGAGACAGACUCCCAGAAGUCUUUGAGAAUGAGGAGAAAACUUCCAAACCUCCCCACUGACCAAGAGGCCGCUCCCCUUCCUACCACCAAAAAGAGAGACCGUAACAAAAAUGCAAAGGCAGCACAACAAGCUGAACGUUUCAGGACUUAUUCACCUCUGCGGCAAUACACGUCAGACAGUGGCUAUCCCGUGGGUCUGUCUAGUCUUAUGCUACAAAGGCCAAGUGCUUCCGAAACCAACCUGCGCAAAGUGUCCAUGGGCGUCGAAUCUGUGCCUCGCCCUGGCUCUGCUUUAGGUUUACUCCAAGGCUCCAGUGUAGUGAGCAGUUCUGGAGUGAGGAUAUCGUCAGAUUACAGUCAUGACUUUGACAGGAACCCUCACCUGUCGGACCUGGUGUCCUGCCUUCCUCCAGAUCUGAGACAUCUCCUCGGCUCAUACAAGACUCCGACCUCCGACACAUCGUACAGUAAGCAGCUUCCACUGUCAAGAAGCCUAGGAGAUGACGUCAAGUUGACAGCAGCUGAUCGUAGACUCCUUAACAGCUUUGACAGAGAUGACCGCCUUUUACUAGAUCGGACUAAAGAUGUACUGAGAAACCAAAAGAACAGGCUAGAAUUGCAGAGGAAGAUGGUCUAUUCCGGUUUAGGACGAUCACGAAAAAUUCGAACUCAUAGAAGGCAGUUAUCUGAUCCUAAAAUUCAUUUAGAUAUUCAUCCUGGGAAAGAGGACGGCAGUUUAGAAAACGAAUAUGGAAGAGGGUAUCUAGGAUUCACUCAUCCUUCUCUGAGGCCCCCCUAUAAAUCGUACGAGUAUGAGUCAAUAGAUGAUGGUAAGCGGGCAGACUGGGACCCUUCGCAAUCUUAUCUUGCUUCGUCGUAUGCUGUUGCUGGUGGGGCGCUGCGGGAGACUGCAAUCAACAGCGUACUCGACAACGGACACUUCACCGACCAUAAUAGGUAUGAUGUUCGGCGCUACAGCGAUGGCUUGGACAUGCGCAGACGAGAUGUAAACAAAACUCUACGCAACAAACCUCGCUCUUGGCAACCCUCACCCUACGGCAGCGAUGAGGACGAUGAUCAACUCACCCGUGAAGAGAAGAAGGCUAAGAUCAAAGCGGAGAUAGCCAGACGUCGUCAACAGAUUGAAGAAAACGCUCGGCUACACGAAGAACUCUUGAGGCUUGCGAGACUCCGCGAAAGUGCCGAACUAGGUUUUACCCCAGGCACCCACUCCGGUGGGGGCUACGCGAUAUCUAGUGUUCUUAAAUCUAUUGACGACUUAUUGCUGCCCGGAAGGGGUAGAGGGGACGAACUUUACGACUCUCGCGGUAGAAUCACCAGACGUACUCCUGAGGACAGAUCCAUGGAUCGUAUCGCCUCAACAUUCCGAACUGAUGACUAUACUAGUGGCGUGUAUGAACGCUUGACAGACUUUUCUCCUCUCACUGACUUUAGCACCCCUCACGCUAUGCCUCUGCUCCCCGAUAUGCCGACUCGAUCGAGGAAACUCCUAGAGGACUUGGGCAGCUCCCCGAUAACCGACUCUGUGCGAACACUUCCACAAAAAGCGCAAGCUCUCCUAUAACCUGUCACCGGAGCUUGGUCGUAUCCUACGCCCAGUGUUCAUAUAGGCACCGAUACUUGCUCCCAUAUCAUUUUUGUGAGAUGUGUGUUCGCUGUUCUUUUUUAUCGUGAAAUUUUCUAGACUAGAUACCGGUCUGUCUUCUUUCGUGUAAGUUUGUUAUAAAACGAUACUUCAAUAAUUUCUUUUGUAAUUCGCGUUGUUAUCAUAUCAACCUCACUGGUGUAUAUUUUCUGUAAAUAAAUAACAAGCAAGUAUUGAUGUAUAUACUUGUAUAUAAUUAUAUUUACAUAUACAUAUUUUUACUUAGUAUUUUAGUUAUUUGGAUUUGAUACUUUAUCUGUACCGAUAAAUUCCCUACCGUAUGUUAUAGGGCUUGCUAUGGCAAAAGUAUUUUUUAAAUGUCUAUCUCUAUUCAAGUGUUCUUAACAAGUGGCAAGUCAGCAAUAAUCCCACACUCCCAAAUAAUGAUAUGAUAAUAUGAAACUUUUUGCAUGCCACUUAAUUAUAAAAUAUCUCAUACAGUAAAAAUGGUAUAUAACUAUUCAUUAACUUUAGCUUAUAAUAUAGUAUGAAAAUUGUAAAUUCACUUUUCAUAGGCCAUAUAAGACUAACAAACAAAAGAUAUUAUGGUCACAUUUAUUUACAUAAGAAAUACUUAAUGUAGAUAGGCACGGAAAAUUUCUUGCAAAUUUUGUUUUAACAUUACUAAAUAAUAAAAUGAGUGUGAAUCACCUGUUAUUGUUGAUCUAUAUCUGUAAACCUGAUAUAAAAUAAACACGCACAUCCGAAAAGAUUAAAGUCAACAAUACUUGAAUCACUAAUUAAAACUAUUUAGUUAGUGUGUUGCUGAACAGUAAUAAUGACUAAGCUUGUUCUGUUAAUAUUUCAACAUUGCAAAAUUUGAUUAUUCAUAAACUAUUUUAAAAACUAGUGCUACUAUGCAAGCAGUAGUUAAAAUCAUUUUCCUUGUGUCAAAUUUGUUUCUGCAAUUUCUGAUAUAUUAAAAACAUUUUGAUUUUCGUCACACAAGAUAUCAGCACUUUUAGAAGUCUACAUCAAAGUUAUUCGAUAAUAAAAUAUGUAUCAAAUCCUUGGCUCAAACUAUCUAAUGGUCGAAUUUGAACAAAAUGUUUAAACAAUGUUUAAUAACUAAUAUGUAUAUUUUUUUAGAUAAUAGAUCGUACAAAAUGUGGAGUAAAUGAGUAGAAUGAGUGUGGGGUAUACAAUGUAGCGUAUGUUGUGGCUUUUGCGCUCGGCUUAUAACUUACAGCAGCGAACACACACUCGGCUUUGCUUCUGCUGACCAACUGUUUCAUCUUCAUAUUGUUAUUCACAUAUUUUUUUAAACUUAUACUAUUGUUGUGCUGGGGUGCCCGAGCAUCAUGCACAAUGGCACGUUCCCGUGUAUAGCUAACCUUGUACAGUCAGUUCAUAGGUCAUGCCCAAGGAACACAAACGUUUUAGUUCUAGAAGGCGAGGUUAAGUUUUAAUCAGAUGUGUUUAUCGUAUUGUUGUUGAAUCAAAGUUUUAAUGUCGAUUUGUAGUUUUAUCAUUUGUCGAUUACGGUUGUAUAUCUUUAUUCAGUAUUGUUAUUGUAUGUAAAGUCUAAUUUGUUUCGUUUUGAAAUAAUUACUCCUUAGGUACUUUUAAGGCCUAACUCUUUAAGCCAGGCUAGAUGUAUCUCUGAAGCACAAUAAUGUAUUGUUAUGUAUUUAAUGUGUAAAUUAUUCUGAUAGAUGAGUGAGCUGUUUUCUUUAUAUUCUCUGUUUUUGUUUGCGUUUUUUUGCUAUAGGGUAUUUAUUAUUGUUGCUGUAUUUAAAUUAAUACUAUCCAGUUUUCCUUUCCUAUAUUUUUUCAACUCUUCAAAAUAUUGACUGCUUUAAAUCUCUUAAUAAUAGAAUUGUGAAACAUUUCUCUAUCUCUUUACCUAAUUCAAAUCUUAAAAAUAAAUAUUUUUGACACUAACUAAUCACAUUCCUCCCUAAAGCUUUAAGGGCUUUUAACCCCCCAGCUCUCAUUAUCCUUGGGAUUCUUUGGAAGUUUUUCUACGAUCCUGUGGACAGGUACUCAAAAGUUUUCUUACGGCUUGUCAAGAAUUCUCUGCCAUAUUUUGUUAUAAGAUUGUCAAUGUUAGCCUAUAGUAAAACUCAGAUUUCUAAUUUCAUAAUCAUUUUUAUUUUCUGUUUCUGGCAAUUACCAUUAAAUCGACAACUAUAUAAGAAUAUAGUACCCAGCAACUGAUAUUGUACUUUGUUGUUACAAAGGUAGAAACUAAAAUGUAAUGAGAAGUUUAAAUUAAAUUAUUGUAUCACUUAGUGAGGGUUGUCAUGUCAUCAUAAACUUACUAUCAUGGUCCUUAACCAGUAACAUUGACAUUAAAAUAUUCUUCCCAAGCAAAUUUCAUGUUCCAUAAGAAAUUUAUUAUGAGGGCUCACCAUUUCAUUCAAAAGGGGUUUAAGACAGGUACCGGUAUACAUUAUUUUACAAUAUUUCUUACCUGGUACAUCACUAGUAAAAAUAUUUGCCGUUUCUUUACCAUUUUUAUUCUUCUCUCUUAUUGUUGUCAGUGUUAUUUUAUGUUUGAAAUCAAAUCUAUGGUUUCAAUUUGUUAGUGUGUUAAGGAUAAUUGUACAGCCUGAAUGUAUUUUUGUAAGGGUGUUUAUCAAAAUAUAUUUGUAUUGUAUUGUAAUAUUUACAUAUUAUAGACAUUACCAUCCUUUCUGUGACAAUACUGUUCCUUGAGGAUGACUUUACAUGGACUUCUUUGCUUUUGAUUGUUAAGUUUUUGUUAAUAUUAGGUAUUGUUGUUUUGUUGGAAUAACAAAGAUUUAGAAACUGAAA